Blepharisma stoltei is the source of this 1234-nucleotide messenger RNA. NCBI's taxonomy places the organism in Eukaryota, Ciliophora, Heterotrichea, Heterotrichida, Blepharismidae. The record is from the annotation of a GenBank genome assembly.
AUGCUAUCAGAAUCAAACUUUGUAAUUAAAAAAUACUUAGAAUCAGAAAGAGCAAACUAUAGAUUUUCUAUUGUCAAUAUUCAAAAUGGCAAGAGAGUAAUAAUUGGAACAAUUUUUAAUGGUCAAGUUAAUCUAUUCAAAACUCCACUACUUCCAGGAAAUGCAUAUGAUUUUCCUGAUUCAAGCAAUUCAAAGAUAAAAAUAUCAAUUUCUGAUGGCAUUGCAAACUAUGAUGGGGUUAUUCACAGAGGCACUUGAAUUAUAAGGAUUCCAACGCUAUACGCAAUCAAUUAUGCGAACAAAACAAACCUAAUUAAAAAUUUUUCAUUAGAACUGCAUGAAACUGAUUGCAGUGCAGAGUAUUAUGAGCACGAUUUUUCAUAUAACUGCUUUUUAAAGCAGAAAGUAAACUUUGGAGUCGUUUUUAUACCUUCAAUUCAUGAUGAAGUAUACUUAGGGACUAUUAGUGAUUUCAGAGAAAUGGGAUUAAAAAUUCCCGUACUUGGGGAUUUUUGUCUUUAUCCUGCUCUUAAUGACCAAAUUCAAUUCCCUGAAUUUGCCCGGGUGGUAAAAGGUUUUGAGCUCCAUUCCACCACAAUGAGGAUUUUCGGUUGGAAAAAUGUGGUUGUCAUGUAUGAAAACACGACCUUAGGAAUUACCCUAUACAAAGGGUUUAUGAAUGUAGCAAAUGUAAAUGGGAUAAAAGUCCUAAAUGAUGAAGAUAAGAGGAUGGUCAAGGCUUCUUAUUCUCUUAAAGAUUUUGAAGAAUAUAAAGGCUAUCUUACCCAUGCGAUCCAAACAAAUGGAAGAAUAUUUGCCCUUUUCGUAUUUGUUGAUCUUUCGAGCCAUUUCUAUUUAACAUCCCACUUAUAUGAUUUAGGAUUGAGAAGGGGGGAUGCUAUUUUUUUGUUGUACCAGACUGUUUCGUGGUUUCCCUACUAUGCAGUUGGCUUAGAAGCAGAAGUUAUUUCUAAAUGUGAAGAGUUAUAUUAUGGAUCACUAUAGUUUGUGACUUUCAUUGACUGUAUAAGAACGAUACCUUGCAUGCUGAAUUAAAAGGAUACACCAAAUUUCUGAAAAAAUAAAUAUUAGAAUAGAAAUUUAAUUUUGAGAUCGUUAUAAUUGCAGGAAAUUGGCAAUAUUCAGCAAUAAUAAGCUUAAAGCUAUAACUUUUUUCCAAGCUGAGUGGGUUGGAGAUUUUGGGAAGCAAGCUUAUGAAGGCAUCAAAAAGUAA